Molecule: messenger RNA, 2671 nt
Organism: Vollenhovia emeryi
Lineage: Eukaryota; Metazoa; Arthropoda; Insecta; Hymenoptera; Formicidae
Product: solute carrier family 25 member 51
Exons: 3
Coding region: 388-1245 (285 amino acids)
Source: RefSeq, a predicted model, not a curated record
CUAAGAUUUUCGCAGUACGGAGUACACCCCUCUUGUGUCCGUCCAGCAAAUCUAUGGACGAACAUUGAUCAGCUGUGUCGAUUAGGGACGGAGAUAGCAGGUGUAUCAAGUGAUAUGGAGUUGGCGUCGAUUGAAAACACAGGUGAUGAUAAGAUCGUGAUAUAAAGAGUGCCAUGGGUAAUCGAACACCAUUGACACAAUAUCUUUGGACUUAACGACGCAAGUGUCUCAAAGCGAUGGGUUGAAUGACGAAAAAUAGAGAACGCCUAAUUCAAUAUGCAACAUCCACGAGUACCAUCGGUCGGAGAUAAAGUACACUUAGAAUUAGAACAAUUGAAUACGUUGCCUCUCGGAUGUGUCUGUCGUUCCUAAAAGGUAUACACCAACAUGAGUAACGUUACGUCGGGAAAGAUUCCGUUGCAUACAGUCCUGAGACUCAACAAUAACGAUGUUAAGGAAUUUAUCUGUGGCUGGGGAGCUGCUGUCAUCAAUGUCACCAUCACUUUCCCAAUUAACAAAAUUAUAUUCAGACAGAUUCUGGAAGGAAUGCCCGUGAGUGCCGCAGUCGGACAGGUUUCACGAGAGGGGAUACGCUUGCUGUAUCGUGGAAUCUUGCCGCCUCUGUGCCAAAAGACCCUCUCCCUCAGUCUGAUGUUCAGCAUGUACGAAGGGUGCAAGCACAGGCUCUGUCUGUUAACCGGCAACGUCGUGCUGGCUAAGAUACUGGCGGCGAAUAUAGCCGGCACGAUGGAAGCCAUCCUCAUGCCGCUCGAGAGAGUACAAACGCUGCUGCAGGACUGGCGGUAUCACGACAGGUUCAAGAACACGCCCCACGCGUUCAGGUACCUCCUGACGAAUCACGGUGUGGCCGAGUGCUAUCGCGGCAUGGUUCCCAUCAUAUACAGAAACGGCUUGUCCAACCUGAUGUUCUUCACGCUGCGGGAUCAGUCCAAGGUGCUGCUGGGCGAGAAGGAGUCGUUGCUGACCAACUUCGUCAGCGGCGCCCUGAUCGGCGGCUUCACCAGCACCGUGUUCUAUCCGAUGAACGUGAUCAAGAUACACAUGCAGUCGAAGAUAGGCGGGGACUUUGAGAAAUUCGUGGCUGUGACUCGCGAGGUAUAUGUCUCCAGGGACCGAAGCUUAACUUCCUUUUACAAAGGCGUGCACCUCAACUACAUGAGGUCCUUCAUCAGUUGGGGUGUGAUUAAUGCGUCCUAUGAUUUCUUGAAGAAUAUUAUUUUCUAGAUUGUUUAUUACGGGAAAAAUUUGUGCUUUUACUUCUUGAGAGGAUACACGUCCUGCUGUAUACAUUUUAUAGGUGCUCUAGGAGAUAAUAGGAAAUGGUUCCUUUUUUUUUUUAAAGAGAUGUGAGUGUUGCAGUCGCACAUUCUUCCUGCCAAUGCGGGGACGCACACGGGAAGAAAGGUCUAUGUGCAUAUGAGAAUUUUACGUAGCGUUUUAAGGAUUUAUUUAGGGAUAACAUCAACUGACUGACUUGUUCUUUUUUUUUAAUGAACAAUCAUGGAUAAAUGUUGAGGAGUACGUUAUCAAAUUUUUUUUCUCUUGAUUUAUGAAGAGGUAUAAUUUGUAGGUGUAGAUAGGUGUAAUUAAGAUUUUUGUGAAGAGUCUUGAUAAUUUAAUAUUCAGUCUUUACAGAUACAUUUUGAAAUUUUAUGCGCUUAAAAGGCAUGUGAUUAAUGAGGUAGAGAAAAGUAUUAGGUGAAUAAAUUUGAAUAGGCAAUUUGUUUUUAUUUAUGGACAAGGUGCUACCACGAUUUUAGCUAUCUAUGUGUAUUCCAUAAAUUGUAUAUAAACAAAUUAUGCUGAAAUGUCUUUGGAAGUGUUUUAAAUUUCAGAACAUUUAAAAGCAAAGCCUUGGGACUAAUUAGCUCGUUUCAUAAUAAACAAGCGUGUAUAAUAUCGUGUCACAAAAUAUUUCAAUUACUUAAAGGAUAGGCAAAAAUAUUUGCUAUCAUUGUAGACUAUUUAUACAUAUGUGAUAUUACAUUAUGUAAAAAUAUAUCGGAGACUUCUCUUAUGUAAAACAACGUGAAGAAGAGCAGGAAAGAGAAAAAAAAUAUAUGUAUAUUUAGUACAUUAUUUACAUAAUAAAUGAGUCAACGCUCGUCACAUGUAAAAACAAAUCUAAGAAAGUCAAAGGCUAAAAUACGAGUAAUAAAGGAUAUUAAAUAAGUUGAUUGUUCAACAGUAAAGGAAGCAUUGUGGACUGCUUCAACUGUACUGUCUUUUCCAGCACAAUAAUUGCAAAACAACGAAUAUGAGAAUCAAAAAGUAAAUUACAUAGUAACAAGAAGAUUAUUAUAAGAAGAUUCAUACGCAAGCAGAUUAACGCUCACAUCUUGGCCUGUGGCUUUCUUAGAUUUGUUUUUCCAUUAUUUAAAUACUAGUUUUUUACAUGGCAUUAAUUUUGUAUCAUAUGUAUAGCGACGAUAUUUUUUUAUUUUAUUUCGAAAUAGAAUCAAACGUGGAAGUUUGAGACAUAGACAAUUCAAUCGACUGGGACAUCGACUGAAUGCGGUACAUUAUUAAUUGGAUCAUUUAAUAAAUCAAUUUUACACGAAACAGUUAUCUGUUGGAUGUUCAUGUUCUGUACAAAACAUAUACAAAUGUCAAAUUAAUGCUGAAGACAAUAUAAAUUUGGUAUCUGUUA